AUGCCCUCCUCCAAGAUCUGCGUGCGAGCGUCCUCCAGCGAGGCUCGUGCAUCGGUGGGGUUUGUGGAGGCGGAGAUGGGCGUCUUCAGGCCGGGAGGAGGAGGAGCGGUAGUCUGCGGCCCAGUUAACUUCAGCCUACUGAGGCCCAAUUGUUUCUUCGGCCGUCGUCUGCAUUCGUUUGUGUGGACGGAAGCGUGUAGCCCGCCCGCGACGAGUCAGACAAAUCUUAUCGUCGUCCACGAGCGGCUCCAGCCUCUCCUGCCUGCCAUGAUCGCCAUGGCCGCGCGCUGCUUCUUCUACUUCUCCCCUAAACCCCGCCCCUCCUUCACCACACGGUGCUCCUCCUCCUCCCCGCCACCACCAGGGGGGAAGGGAGGAAAGGGGAAGGCGCUGAGGGAGGACUGGCGAGAGAAAUCCAGGCCCAUCCCUCCCGGGGGCGUCUACCCGGCCAAGGACAAGUGCAGCAACUGCGGCCUCUGCGACACCUACUACAUCGCCCAUGUCAACAACGCCUGCGCCUUCCUCGGGGACGGCAUGUCCCGCGUCGAGGAUCUGGAACCAGUGGUCCAUGGGAGGGGCAGGAAGGAUACCAUGGACGAAAUGUACUACGGGGUGCACGAGCAGCUCCUGUAUGCCAGGAAAACGGAACCUGUUCAAGGAGCCCAGUGGACAGGAAUAAUCACAACAAUCGCAGUUGAGAUGCUGAAAGCAAAUAUGGUUGAUGCCGUGGUUUGUGUACAAAGUGAUCCAGACGAUAGGUUCGCCCCGAGGCCUGUUUUAGCCAGGACCCCAGAAGAAGUGAUUGCAGCCAAAGGUGUCAAGCCAACAUUAUCGCCUAAUCUCAAUACACUAGCCUUAGUGGAGGCAGCUGGUGUAAAGCGUCUUCUCUUUUGUGGUGUCGGUUGUCAAGUGCAAGCUUUGAGAUCUGUAGAGAAGUACCUUGGCUUGGAAAAGCUUUAUGUGCUCGGCACGAACUGUGUGGACAAUGGUACUCGUGAAGGACUUGAUAAAUUUUUGAAUGCUGCAAGCAGUGAACCAGAAACUGUUCUACAUUACGAAUUUAUGCAAGACUACAAGGUUCACUUAAAACAUUUGGAUGGGCAUAUAGAAGAGGUGCCUUAUUUUUCCCUGCCAGCCAAUGAUUUGGUUGAUGUCAUUGCACCAUCAUGCUACAGCUGCUUUGACUACACAAAUGGCUUGGCGGAUUUAGUGGUGGGCUAUAUGGGAGUACCGAAAUAUUCUGGCGUUUCUAUGACUCAGCACCCUCAAUAUAUUACAGUCAGGAACGAGCGAGGGAGGGAGAUGCUCAGCCUGGUAGAGGGCCUUUUGGAGAGCACGCCAACAGUCAGCAGUGGCGCUAGGCAACCAUUUGUGAUGGAGACAGUGAAAGCUGAUGAUGCUGCGAAAAUGGGAAAAGGCCCUUCUAAUCCAGCUCCCAUAUUUGUGGGCAACAUCAUUGCCUUCCUGCUAAACCUGAUUGGGCCCAAGGGCCUGGAGUUUGGUCGCUACUCUUUGGACUACCACACGAUAAGGAACUACCUGUAUGUGAACCGGGCAUGGGGAAGCUCAAGAGCGGAGCAGCAUAUGCCAUCGUAUGCCAAGAAAAUCGUGGAGGCGUACAACAAGGAUGGACGCAUCGACUCGAUGCUUCAGCAAAACAAAUAGUCAAGUGUAUAUGUAGUACACACGGCCACGCGAUCCGUGUAGUAGUAAUAUAGUGUUAGCCAGCAAAACAAAUAAUGAGUUCCCUGCAGAAAUAUUUACUUCAGACAGCGAGUGGCAGUGGCACUCGUCGCGCUCAGGUUUCUGAUUUGGAUCUUCCCCAACAGGCUCAAGGAUCAACUCUCUAAUGAUGCAAUAGAACUAUCUAUACAAGUAGUUUCUUCACUUGGGCUGCCCGACAGUUUCAAGGAAAAUGGGUCCGUUGAAGAGCCUUGUCUAUAGACUGAUAUGUGAACAAAGAAGAUCGACACUUGCUGCCAAAUGUGGCAUGUCUAUAGACUGGUUCGUGUAA
This is a messenger RNA of Hordeum vulgare subsp. vulgare (domesticated barley), 2014 nucleotides long. RefSeq names its product 7-hydroxymethyl chlorophyll a reductase, chloroplastic. NCBI's taxonomy places the organism in Eukaryota, Viridiplantae, Streptophyta, Magnoliopsida, Poales, Poaceae. The record is from RefSeq and is a predicted model, not a curated record. Gene Ontology annotation, molecular function: 7-hydroxymethyl chlorophyll a reductase activity. Gene Ontology annotation, cellular component: chloroplast. Bases 1 to 1665 code for a protein of 554 amino acids. Gene Ontology annotation, biological process: chlorophyll cycle. The transcript is spliced from 19 exons.